Messenger RNA from Equus caballus (horse), 1365 nucleotides. RefSeq names its product coiled-coil domain containing 85B (gene CCDC85B). Gene Ontology annotation, biological process: negative regulation of DNA-templated transcription. The record is from RefSeq and is a predicted model, not a curated record. Gene Ontology annotation, cellular component: nucleus. NCBI's taxonomy places the organism in Eukaryota, Metazoa, Chordata, Mammalia, Perissodactyla, Equidae.
CGAGCUAAGCUAGAAAGCAUGGAAAGACAAUCCGUCUGUGUUCUGUCAGAAGGUGGGCAGGAGAGUCAGAGGCCAACGCCUGCGUCUUGGUUCUCAGAAGCAGCGGAGGGGCUUAGGCUCGAGCUUGAGGAGGUUUGGAAUUGAGAGGUAGAAGCACCUAGUUCAGGGUUGGCUUGUUAAAGACGGUGAUGUCGGGACUGAAUCCGUGUCCGCGGGGGUCUCGGGCACCGUGGUUCGGAGUGGGCGGAGAAGGGUAGCUCCCUCUGCGUCCAGACUCCGCCCCUCUCCGGGGAGGCUUUCCCGGAUUGGCUGUCCUUCCCUGACGUCAUGCGGCCCCGCCCCGGCGCGCGCCCCGCCGCGUGCCCACCCCCGGGCGGCUGCUGCAGCCUACACUACCUCGACCGCAGCCUGCCGCCCGCGGAGCCGGAGCCCGACCCCGAGCGGCGACGGGCUCGACGUGGGGCUCCUGGGCUGCGGCGGCGGGCAGGCGAUGCUCCAGAGGCCUGAGCAGCCAUGGAGGCCGAGGCAGGCGGCCUGGAGGAGCUGACGGACGAGGAGAUGGCGGCACUGGGCAAGGAGGAGCUGGUGCGGCGCCUGCGGCGGGAGGAGGCGGCGCGCCUGGCGGCUCUGGUGCAGCGCGGCCGCCUCAUGCAGGAGGUGAAUCGGCAGCUGCAGGGUCACCUGGGCGAGAUCCGCGAGCUCAAGCAGCUCAACCGGCGCCUACAGGCCGAGAACCGCGAGCUGCGCGACCUUUGCUGCUUCCUAGACUCGGAGCGCCAGCGCGGGCGGCGCGCCGCACGCCAGUGGCAGCUCUUCGGGACCCAAGCAUCCCGGGCCGUGCGCGAGGACCUGGGCGGUUGUUGGCAGAAGCUGGCCGAGCUGGAGGGCCGCCAGGAGGAGCUGCUGCGGGAGAACCUGGCGCUUAAGGAGCUCUGCCUGGCGCUGGGCGAGGAGUGGGGCCCCCGCGGUGGCCCCGGCGGCGCGGGGGGCUCAGGCGCCGGGCCGACGCCCGAGCUCGCCUUGCCCCCCUGCGGACCCCGCGACCUGGGCGAUGGAAGCUCCAGUACUGGCAGCGUGGGCAGUCCCGAUCAGUUGCCCCUGGCCUGCUCCCCAGAUGACUGAAGACACGGCUUCCUUCGUGCCGACGCCCGCCCGGAGUGCUUCCCAAGCGCCGGGAUAGAGGUGGACCUCAGGACCUGGACGCCACCCUGGCUGCGCACGUGGGGCCUCUGGGAUGGACUUAGAAACCCUGGCACUGAGGAGGGCCCCUCGCUCUCGCUGGCGGGGCAGCAGGGGGACUGAAGGCUGGAGCGGAGGGACUUGCUGGGGGCUGGGUGGGGGCUAAUAAACUGGGACGGAAGCAGA